UGCCAAAAGCCAGCUUGUCACCUGGCCUGUCCCCAGACCCUCCCUGGCCUCCUGGGUUCACACUGAGACGCGGCCAUGUGGGGGCUGCUGCAGACACUCUCAACCUGCCUUCUCCUGCUGCUCCCCUGCUGCCCCGAGGGGACCCGGGUCCCUCACCGGAGGUUUGAGUACAAGUUCAGCUUCAAGGGGCCGAGGCUGGCAGUGCCAGGGGCCGGGAUCCCCUUCUGGAGCCACCACGGAGAUGCCAUCCUGGGCCCUGAGGAGCUGCGCCUGGCCCCAUCGCUGCCCGGCCGCAGGGGAGCCGUGUGGACCAGGGCCCCAGCCCCCUUCCUCGCCUGGCAGGUGGAUGUGCAGCUGCGGGUGACGGGGCGCGGCCGCUGGGGAGCCCAGGGCAUGGCCGUGUGGUACAGCCGGGAAGGGGGCCACGGGGACUCCGUCCUGGGGGGGCCUGCCACCAGGGACAGCAUCGCCGUGGUCCUGGACUCUGGGAGCAGCCAGGGCAGCCCUGCCAUCCGCCUGCUGGCCUGGGAUGGGCACACAGCCUCCACCACCUCACCAUCACUCGGGGGCGGGCGUGAGCUGGGCUCCUGCCACCGAGACUUCCGGAACCGGCCGUACCCCUUCCGAGUGCGGGUCACCUACUGGGGGCAGAGGCUGCGGGUGACCCUGUCCAGCGGCCUCACUGCCCAGGACCCUGAGGAGGAUUGCUUCAGUGUGGGGCCCCUGGCUUUGGCCCCCGGGGGGCUCUUUGGGGUCUCUGCUGCCACAGGCAACCUGGCAGAUGACCAUGAUGUCCUGUCCUUCCUGGCCUUUAGUCUGAGGGAUCCGGACCCAGAGGUGCCCCCCCUGCCCGCCCUGCAGAGAGAGCAGCUCCGUCUGGAGGCCCAGCUGGAGGGGCUGCGGCUGGCGCUGGGCUCCAGGGAGGACGGAGACCCUGGUGCCCAGGAGGAGAGUGUGGCCCCGGGGCUGGCAGGGGACCUGGCCCUGGCCCUGGGGGACACUCUGCACAGACACCGCCAGGUCCUGCAGGAGCUCCAGGGCCUCUCCCAGCAGCUGAGCCAGGCCGGCAGAGGGUGGACGUGGGAGCUGGAGGCCGUGGGCCAGGCUGGGCCCAAGGGUGCCUGGGACUCUACCCAGGCCGGCGCCCUGCUCCGUGGACAGCUUAGCCUGCUUCAGCACCUUCGGCCACUGAGGGAUGCCGCUGCCCACAUGGCCUCUGCAGCCCGGCCCCUCUACCUGCCCGCCGGCACCCAGCACCACUUCUCUGAGCUGGAGCAACUCCUGGAGCUUCUGCAGAGAGACCUGCGGGGCCUGGUGAGAGCAGCCAAGGCCCCACACACCUCAGGCCAGCACCCAAAGGCCCUGGGGUGCCUGCAGCCAGGCCUCUUCCUGCUCUUCCUCCUGGCCCAGGCCGCUGCCCUCUGCUGCCUCCUGCACUUCAGGCAGCAGCUGGACCAGCACCUCCAGGAACUCCUCUCCACGCACAGCCCCGCCCGGAGCCCAGCUCCCCACUUCCCGAGGGUCCUGGGAGCCAUGAGGAGACAGCCCCCCACACCCAGCGCCCAGGCCUGAGCCCCAGCCUUGGCCCCAUUAAAGCACACCCCCA
This is a messenger RNA of Erinaceus europaeus (western European hedgehog), 1606 nucleotides long. RefSeq names its product lectin, mannose binding 1 like (gene LMAN1L). The transcript has 13 exons. Lineage: Eukaryota; Metazoa; Chordata; Mammalia; Eulipotyphla; Erinaceidae. Gene Ontology annotation, molecular function: D-mannose binding. Gene Ontology annotation, cellular component: endoplasmic reticulum membrane; endoplasmic reticulum-Golgi intermediate compartment; COPII-coated ER to Golgi transport vesicle. The record is from RefSeq and is a predicted model, not a curated record. Gene Ontology annotation, biological process: endoplasmic reticulum organization; Golgi organization; endoplasmic reticulum to Golgi vesicle-mediated transport. Bases 76 to 1572 code for a protein of 498 amino acids.